Zingiber officinale is the source of this 585-nucleotide messenger RNA. RefSeq names its product ethylene-responsive transcription factor 3-like. Gene Ontology annotation, molecular function: DNA-binding transcription factor activity. Lineage: Eukaryota; Viridiplantae; Streptophyta; Magnoliopsida; Zingiberales; Zingiberaceae. The coding region runs from base 1 to 585 and encodes 194 amino acids. Gene Ontology annotation, biological process: regulation of DNA-templated transcription. The transcript is spliced from 2 exons. The record is from RefSeq and is a predicted model, not a curated record.
AUGAUCUAUCUACGCCGUAUCGACCGUUUCUUCGUGGAUGGCAACGACAAUUUAUCUCCCAAUUUUGAACAAUUCGACAUGGAGAAAUCCCGUUCAGCGACAGCACAGGUGGGACAUGCAUGCCUGGGGCGGUUCGCGAUCGAGAUUAGGGACCCUGGAAGAAGGUCGGUGUGGCUCGGAACCUUCGACUCGGCCGAGGCUGCCACUCUGCGCGUUCCGUGGUUCCAAGGCCAAGACCAACUUUCCCUUCGCCGCCGCCGCUGCUGCGUCUCCCACCCCUACUCCUGCAUUCCGCUGCCCUCCCUCCGCAGCACCGUGGAGUACUUCGGCAGGCCACGUCUUCCUGCGCCUGCGUUCGCGACGCUGAGCCGCCGAUGUGUGUCACAGCUAGAGAAGAAGGCCAAACCACUUCCCCAGAGAAUUCCAGACAACGACAAAAACUGCCACAGUGACUGCGGGUCAUCGACCUCCGUCGUUGACGACGAGCGUGACAUCGCUUCCACAUACCGGCAUACACUUCCGUUUGAUCUUAACCUUCUCCCUUCCCCCGAUGACGACAUCCAAGCCACGAUUCUCUGCUUUUGA